CAUCAUCAUCAUCAUCAUCACCACCACCACCACCACCACCACCAUAAUAACACACACGCCCCUCGGGGGUCUCCACGACCCACGCCCCGAGAACAGGCGGGCGCACAAGGGUUAAGAGGGAACAGGCUCCUCAACGGCAACGCUUUCUGAACGUUGUAAUAAAAUACACGGCCACGGGGGGGCGUUUUAAAAACGCACUACCCCGUUGCACAUGGCCCAAGGGGCGUGUCCCCCGCGAACCACGCCUCUCCUUCCUGGCAGGGAUCCGCCUAGCGGAAAUUACUGCAUUUUCGCGCAUGCUCUAUGGUGCGCGGCCAGCAGAGGCCGCCUUUUCGUCCGAACGGGGCAUCCGCCUAGUCGAAAUACAAGCAACGAAUGUAACGUCUUACCAUGUGUAUUUACUAUGAUUGCUGCUUUAUACAUUGUAUGUCAGUUGAUUUAAUUACACAAUUGUGGCACAAUAAACGUGAAUCAGAAAAACGUGUAACGUCUAUGUAAUAUGUUGGCCAUCGCUUCAAAGCUAACGCUUCAACCGGUAAAAAGACGUACAGUCUUGUAUAUAUGUGAUUGGAACCAGUGCAGGUUCUUUGGUUUCGCUGUUUCAGAACACACAUUAACUAUAAAGCAGAGAAAGGAGACGGCUCGUAACAGAGAGAAAGGAGACGGCUUUUUCAUAGGACGUAUCAUCCGAUCGCAGUCUCUGGUUUCACCAUGAACGCGUUUGACCACAGCAAGACAGAUGCUCUCUUCCGGUUCUCCCACAUAUCUCACUCCACCCAGGAGCACUUGAAGAAAGUGUACUCAAGCUUGGCAAUUUGUAUGUGUCUGGCUGCUGUCGGCUCCUACGUCUACAUCUAUCUGGUCGCAUGCCUGGUUACAGUGAGUGCGGCGUCCCCCCUCGCAGUCCUGGGGUUGUUGAUCUGUCUUUCGGUGGCUACCCUCACCUCACUGGGGUUGUUUAUCUGGUUUGCCGUGACCCCCCAUAACCCUGAGACAGAAAGGAAGAGACUUGCUUUCCUUGAAGGAUUUGCUUUGCUCACAGGUUUUAGCCUUGGACCCAUACUGGACGAUGUCAUCGCUGUCGAUCUGAAUGUCAUCGCGACCGCCUUCGCGGGAACCUCGGUGAUUUUCAUCUGCUUCACUCUCAGCGCCUUGUACGACACACACAGGGGCCACCUGUUCCUCCGAGGCACACUCAUGUCCGGCUGUUCUAUUCUGUUCCUGGUGUCUCUGACAAACGUGUUCUUCGGAUCUACGCUUCUGUUUGAGGCGAACACCUACCUGGGACUGCUCGUCAUGUGCGGCUUUGUCCUGUUUGACACUCAGCUCAUUAUCGAGAAAGCAGAGAACGGGGACGAGGACUACAUCUGGCACUGUGUGACCUUGUUUGAUGAUUUCAUCAGCAUUUUUAGGAGACUGAUGAUCAUCCUUUACACGAAGGAGAAGGCCAAGAAGACGAAGACGGUCUCUGAACGUAUUCUGUGCAAGAUAAUACCGACCGAUGUGUGAAAUGAGUGCACGUGUGCUGUUACAUUGCCUGAAAGAACACAAAUGCUGUAUGCUUUUGUUCAUGAUUGUUUUAUUGUCGCCAAUAAACAAAGACUAC
Molecule: messenger RNA, 1606 nt
Organism: Oreochromis niloticus (Nile tilapia)
Lineage: Eukaryota; Metazoa; Chordata; Actinopteri; Cichliformes; Cichlidae
Product: probable Bax inhibitor 1
Exons: 1
Coding region: 712-1509 (265 amino acids)
Biological process (GO): cellular response to unfolded protein; negative regulation of endoribonuclease activity; negative regulation of apoptotic signaling pathway
Cellular component (GO): mitochondrial membrane
Molecular function (GO): enzyme binding
Source: RefSeq, a predicted model, not a curated record